AUGUCUUCAACAGCAAUCCUCAAGCCGAGUCCGGCAGCCUCGCGCUUUGUAGCUCCCACAACGCCCUUGCGACCCUCGUCGGCACCUUCGACACCACAAAAGUCACAGCCACAGCAACCACCCACCAAGGUCGACACUCCUGGAACCUGGCGUCACCCCAACAUGGACGCCAUCAACCGUCGCAAGAAUGCCUCGACCUUUACAUCCGACAAUAUGCACGCCAUCAUAGUCAAUGCUGUUGCUCUGCUAGCAUUCUUGCUUGCUCCUAGCAUGCUCUCUAGCNUAUCCAUGGAUCCAUACGCAACCUGGGCUUCUAUCCUCGUCCGCUGCAUCCCCGUCAUGAACAUCUCGCUCGCGCUCAUGCCGCUCUUCCGCCCCGUCGACGAAAUGACAGACAUCCCUCUCACCAGAGAACAACGCCAACUCCUCGGCCUGACCCCACAGAACGUACCUUUACCUGCUGGAUCUCCUGGCUACGUUACUCCCCCAAGAUACUCCCGUUCUUCUACACCACGCUCUAGUGCUCAGAGACACGCCUCGGCCUCUCCCAUGUCACACAAGGCUAGUCCAUCUUCAUUCGAUCAAAGCACCCUGGGUGUCAGCAGAGGUCCCUCUGGCAGCCCCUUUUCUGUUAGCCCCCUGGUGCAGAAGGCCGUAGGAGGUGCUACGGCUGCGAGAACGUCUUCGCCGUUGGACAACAGCUUGGGAAGCAGUUCGUCAGGUCUGGCCACUGGAAAGGCAACCGUGUCGCUGAACAGCAAGUGGCUGUACGAGAGAGGAAAGGGCAGCCCCAAUGGUGGAAGAGCCGUCUUCUCGUGA
Molecule: messenger RNA, 819 nt
Organism: Aureobasidium vineae
Lineage: Eukaryota; Fungi; Ascomycota; Dothideomycetes; Dothideales; Saccotheciaceae
Source: the annotation of a GenBank genome assembly